AUGACGCAGCCGUUGGACAAAGUCCACCCCCAAGUUAAGGAAGUGCCAAACAUGAUCUGCCUCUUCAUAUUAUUAACUGUCGCGAAAAGUCAAGAGCUUCCGGCAUCAGAUCGUCAAUCGAAUCUUAUACGACAAUACUUGGAAGAAAUAAGUCCAGAACCGACUAAAAAAGGCCCAGUACUAUUCCCAAACGAUGGACCUCCACCACCAAGACCUCCCCUGGUGGUCACAUCACGACCCUUAACAGAGGCUAUUGCUAGAAGCGAGCUCAAUAAUUCGGUCGCAGACUCCUCUUACAUAAACCCAGUGACGUAUCGACCGAAUUACGGAAGUUAUAAUAACUUUGAAAUCGGGGCCAGACCCUCACCAGAGCAGUACCGUAAUGACGUGUCGAGAGAACAAGAUUAUAGUGAGAAUCAGAACUAUGCAUUUUCAUACGUCGUAAAAGAUCAGAAGAACGGUGACGACUUCUCCCAUAAACAGCAAAGCGUGGGUUCCGCUACUAACGGCGAGUACAGGGUUCGACUCCCUGACGGGCGGGUCCAAAUCGUCUCCUAUACAGCUGAUGACAAUGGCUAUAACGCGAAAGUCAGAUACGAUGACGACCAGACAGACUUUAAUUUGAACAAAUAUGGAUCCGAUGAUUAUAUAAAUAGAGCUAAUUAUAAUACUAACAACGAUUAUAGGGAUAACAAUAACUUAAACAGCUACGAUUUUGGCAAAGUUAACUACAGAGACGAAAUACCAGUGAAGGAACACGAAUAUGAUUCAAAGGAAUACUACGAUUAUUCCGCUGAGAAUUUUAAAAGCCCACAACUCUAUAAUCCAGUAUCCACAGCCAACCCACUCUUAGCCACUACAAUAGCACCAUAUAUAAACCAGAGGUACCAAACGACGCCGUACCAAUUUUACCAAACACAACCACCAACAAAGGCGACGCUACUACAGAAUUACCAGACAAUAGCGCCGUUACAACAGAAUUUUCCAUUGAGCAAAAGCGAAUUUUCGCAGAACUAUCGGUCCCUGCAAUUAGACGCGUACACUACGCCGUUCCCCGUAUCCACAGUUAGGCCGUCAUAUGACGAUAUUAAACAUCUAUUUACAACACCCAAUUAUAAUAAUGUAGAAAUAAACAGUCCCUCCUCCUAUUCCGAUAACGUCGUUUAUAUUGGCGCAAAGAAUCCUAAUUCGUUACAUACGUUUAACGGUGAUAACAUCUCUACUACUCCGAGUUCUUAUAUCGCAUCCUCGUUAAAUAAUUUGAAUGACAGAAUCAACACUAAGCCGGUAUUGUCUAAUGGGUUUUUAGAACGGAUAAAUAAAUAUUUAAGUUUUAAAUAA
Leptosia nina is the source of this 1341-nucleotide messenger RNA. NCBI's taxonomy places the organism in Eukaryota, Metazoa, Arthropoda, Insecta, Lepidoptera, Pieridae. The record is from the annotation of a GenBank genome assembly.